Messenger RNA from Cyprinodon tularosa, 1266 nucleotides. RefSeq lists its product as uncharacterized. The coding region runs from base 33 to 1256 and encodes 407 amino acids. Lineage: Eukaryota; Metazoa; Chordata; Actinopteri; Cyprinodontiformes; Cyprinodontidae. The transcript is spliced from 2 exons. The record is from RefSeq and is a predicted model, not a curated record.
CGAACAAACUAGGCCUACCCAUCGGUGAAACCAUGUACAUCAGGGUGUUGUUUUUACUUGUUUUUUCUGCAGUAUUUUUUACUGAGCUUCGCUGCGCCCCGCCGAGGACCACAGCUGGCAUGGAUAUUCCUCCCGCCAGCUUCACCGGCUCAGGCGGCAGCAACAGUGGUGAAAUCGGUACCAAGAGAGAUUCCAACCAAACCAUAAUGUCCAGAAACAAGAGAAGAACCCUGGCCGUGGAUUUCGCCGUGCCUUCGCUGCUGCGAUAUUAUUUGGCGGAGUUCAUUAAGAGACCCCUAAACGGCGACUGCCAGAGUUUCAACGGCUGCUACACAGUGCGCGCAAACUUAAAAAUGCACUGCAUUCCUCUGCAGAAAACCAUUGCCACUUUUGUAGAGCCGAAAUCUGCUACAGAAACGGGAAACAGGUCCGCUGCUGGACAGCUCCCCUUCUUCUACAAGCGGCCGCUGUCCAAAGUUCUGAAUAUGGGUUUAACCAAGGCGAACAGGAAAUCCAACCAAGUGGUGGUUGAAAUAGGAGAGGAUAUGGUAAAGAAUGGAUGCGGGGGGCUGGCGGUAUAUGAAGAGGACCCUGUGCUUCUGUUGGAGGUGGACCUCAGGGAGAUCCUGGACUGGUGGCUUGGAGCGGAUGGGGGCCGCCUUAGGGUUCGGCUCAUGCCCGAGAAAAAGGCGCAGGUGCCUGGGAUAGAGGAUCGUUACACAGCCGCCAUCCGAGCUGCAGAUCCCCGUCUGUACCUCAAGAUCUCAUCUGGGGAGAAGCUCGUCCACGCCUUCGUCUCCUCCAGGCUGGAUUACUGCAACGCUCUCCUCAACGGGAUCUCUGGCAGGAGCCUUCAGAAGCUCCAGUACGUACAGAACAGCACUGCCAGGGUCCUGAUGAGGGUGAGGAAACACCAGCACAUCACUCCCAUCCUUCACACUUUGCACUGGCUCCCUAUUCACGCCCGUAUAGAGUACAAGAUUCUUCUGCACACCACUCACUGUGUGCACGGUGCGGCCCCCACCUAUCUCACUGAACUGCUCACACCACACACCUCUUCCCGGACCCGGUCAGGCCAACAGCACCGUCUGGCCCCACCCAGGACACGGCUUAAAACAAUGGGCGACAGGGCCUUUGAAGCCGCAGCUCCCCGUCUGUGGAAUGCCCUCCCAGACCACCUUAGGGCCCCACAGACGGUGGAUUGUUUUAAGAAAGGAUUGAAACCUUUCCUUUUUAGAAAUGCUUACAAUUGCUGAUUUUUAGAUU